CCUAAAAAUGUAUAUAUAUCCAUUUCUGUGUACUCUGUUUCGCAAUUCAGCUGCUGCUUCUUCUACACAAACACACACACACACAAACACACAGUAACAGUAUAGUGUGUGUUAAUUACAGCAGCCAUGGAUUUUCCUGUAAUAACAACAAAUUCACUUUUAUUUUUCACGCUGCUAAUUUUCUUACACUACCCAAAUUCAUGCCUUUCGUCACUAAUUUUACCCCUCAAAGCGAAGCUAACACAAUCGCCGGCGGUUACCACACCGAACAAGCUCUCCUUCCACCACAACGUCACCCUCACCGUAGCACUCGCCGUCGGCUCGCCCCCACAGCAAGUUACCAUGGUCCUCGACACAGGCAGUGAGCUCUCCUGGCUCAACUGCAAGAAAACCCCCACCACACCUUCCUCCUUCGCACCCCACCUCUCCACUUCCUACCGCCCAAUCCCCUGCUCCUCCCCCACCUGCACCACCAAGACCCGCGACUUCACCCUACCCGUUUCCUGCGACCCGAACAAACUCUGCCAUGCAAUCCUCUCCUACGCCGACGCCUCCUCCGUCGAGGGCAACUUGGCAUCCGACACUUACCGGUUCGACAACUCCGUGGCCCUACCCGGUAUGGUUUUCGGGUGCAUGGAUUCCGGGUCGAGCUCCAACCCGGAAGAGGAUUCCAAGACGACGGGUCUGAUCGGAAUGAACCGGGGGUCUCUAUCGUUGGUUUCUCAGAUGGGUUCCCGGCAGUUCUCGUACUGCAUCUCCGGCACCGAUUCAUCCGGCGUUCUCCUCUUCGGCGAGGCGAAUCUCCCGUGGCUGAAGCCUCUGAACUACACGCCGAUGAUUCAGAUAUCUACUCCUCUGCCGUACUUCGACAGGGUGGCGUACACGGUCCAGCUGGAAGGGAUCCGGGUCGCGGGCACGGUUCUCCCGCUACCCAAAUCCAUAUUCGAACCGGACCACACCGGAGCGGGUCAGACAAUGGUCGACUCGGGCACCCAGUUCACCUUCCUGCUCGGUCCGGUUUACACUUCUUUAAAAAACGAGUUCCUGAGACAAACAAAAGGGAUUUUACGGCCACUGGGUGACCCGAAUUUCGUGUUCCAAGGGGCGAUGGAUUUGUGCUACCGGGUUGAGUUGACCCGGGCGGUUCUGCCGCAACUGCCGAGUGUGAACUUGUUGUUUCGGGGAGUGGAGAUGAGUGUAGCGGGUGAGAAGUUGCUGUAUAAAGUUCCGGGUUUGACCCGGGGGAGCGAUUCGGUUUAUUGCUUCACAUUCGGGAACUCGGAUUUGUUGGGUGUGGAGGCGUAUGUGAUUGGACACCAUCACCAGCAGAAUAUGUGGGUUGAGUUUGAUUUGGCGCGAUCCAGAGUCGGACUCGCUGAGGUUAGGUGUGAUUUAGCUAGUCAAAGAUUGGGAUUACCGCCUUAAUUAAUUACUGUUAUUAAUUAAUUGUGUUCACACGCUCAUGAAUCAUGAUAAUCAAGAUUCUCAAUUGAAUUCAUUAUUUGUACGUAACUAUUGAUUCAGUCCUGAUCUAGGUAAUCUGACACACCAAAUCAGAUCCUAUGUAAUAGUGAUGACAUGCAAAUUUUAUACUCCUUCUUAAUUUAAUUGUUGGUUUUUUUA
Erythranthe guttata (spotted monkey flower) is the source of this 1623-nucleotide messenger RNA. Its product is annotated as Eukaryotic aspartyl protease family protein. NCBI's taxonomy places the organism in Eukaryota, Viridiplantae, Streptophyta, Magnoliopsida, Lamiales, Phrymaceae. Gene Ontology annotation, biological process: proteolysis. Gene Ontology annotation, molecular function: aspartic-type endopeptidase activity. The record is from RefSeq and is a predicted model, not a curated record.